Molecule: messenger RNA, 705 nt
Organism: Hibiscus syriacus
Lineage: Eukaryota; Viridiplantae; Streptophyta; Magnoliopsida; Malvales; Malvaceae
Product: LOB domain-containing protein 19-like
Exons: 2
Coding region: 99-635 (178 amino acids)
Biological process (GO): positive regulation of DNA-templated transcription; hormone-mediated signaling pathway
Cellular component (GO): nucleus
Source: RefSeq, a predicted model, not a curated record
UAUAUCGCUCUUUGUUUAUCUCUACUUCUGAGUAACAUUGAUAAUAUCCGCAAAGAAAGAAAGAGAUUAGAGAUCAACCCUGACCGAGAGAGAGGGAGAUGAUGAGUGCAGCAAAUAACGGAGGCGCAGGUCCUUGCGGUGCCUGCAAAUUCCUUAGGCGAAAGUGCGUGAAAGGGUGCAUAUUUGCACCCUAUUUUAGCUCAGACCAAGGCACGGCUCACUUUGCGGCGGUGCACAAGGUUUUCGGUGCCAGCAAUGCUUCCAAGAUGCUGCAGGGAAUACCGGAUCACAAGCGCCUAGAUGCGGUGGUUACACUCUGUUAUGAGGCUUUGGCUAGGGUUCGAGACCCAGUUUACGGCAGUGUCGGUCAUAUCUUUACCCUCCAACAACAGGUGGUAAAUUUACAAGCAGAGUUAGCGCACAUUCAGGCCCAUAUUUCUAUGCUGCGACGUGUGCCUCUGUUGCCGCAAUCGGAAACCCUCUGCCCUUCUCACACUUCGGAAAUUGGUUCAGAACCACAACACGCCUCUAUGGAGUUCACGAGUUUCUCAAUCCCUUCUGUCCAAGAAAUGGAAAACCAAGAGCUUCAAGCGUUGGCUCGGGAGAUUGUCUCUGUAUAUCUUCCCGGAGUUUGAUCUCACCUUCCAUUUCUAGCUAGAACUUUUGAUCCUUGGCAUCAGCAUAACCUUUUCAUUAUGUUGUCCC